CUUUCUACUUUAAUGAUAAAUGGAAUUAUAUUUAAUGAUACUAUGUAUCGUGUUGAAGUACGGAAUUUUGUUUUGGAUGCCCCCGCAAGAGCAUUUAUAAAAUGCAUUAGAGGACAUACGUCAAGAAAAGUUUGUGAAAAGUGUCACGUCACUGGCGUGCGCUAUAAGAACAGAGAAGUUUUUCUAGACCAUGAUGCAUUUCUUCGCAAUGAUGAAGAGUUCAGAACAAAAAUAGAUGCUGCCCAUCAUAUUCCUGGGAUCACGUCUCCGUUAGAAGAAAUUGGGAUUGGUAUGGUGUCUCAAUUUAGGUUGGACGAAAUGCAUCUUCUGUAUAGCGGAGUUUUUCAACGGUGGUUGGAGUUUGUUUUGGGAAAACAAGGGCCAAAUCGAGGACAAAUUUCAGCACGUGACAGGGCUGCUGUUUCCGCUGCAAUGGACAACAUUAAACCUCAUAUUCCAGUCGAAUUUUGCAGAAGGCCUCGCAACUUAUCCUAUUUCGGAAGAUACAAGGCAUCAGAGUUUAGAAGGAUUCUCCUGUACGAUGGAUUAAAAGUGUUCAGUUUGCUUGAUCGAAAUCUAUACACGAACUACUUAUUUCUGCAAUGUGGAGUGUACAUUCUUUCAAGUCCCCUCUUAGUUAAAAAGGACGGUAUGAUUCAGAUAGCGGAUCUCCUCCUCCGUUCAUUUGUUUAUCAUGCUGCGGAUAUCUUUGGAAAUGAAUUUGUCACUUAUUAUAUUCAUGCACUUUGCCAUUUAGCUACGGAAUGCCGCACUCAUCUGGCUCUUAGUAAUUUCAGUUCGUUUAAGUACGAAAAUUACUUAGGUGUCAUCAAGCGUUGCCUAAGGGCAACACACAUGCCUCUUCAGCAACUUUACAACAGAGACUUUGAAAGAGGAGGCCGACUCAUGCAGAAAAACAUAAUUGACGAAGAGCGCAUUGAACUAAGUAAAAAACAUUAUGAGGAAGGCGAUGAAGUAGAAAAUUAUUCCAAGUUGACGAUGCAUGGAAUGAUACUUUCCACGUCAGAAGCUGAUUGUUGCUUUCAGUCAAAAAGUGGCGAGACAUGGGCAUCUGUAAAAUAUCGCAACUUGAAGAAGCCGAAAAAGUCUGGUCUCUUAAUCAAGUUCUCCAGAAAUGCAUUCUCAUUCCUGCCGAUAAUAGUUAUCUGUGUAUUCCGCUCGUUCAUGCUAGGCAAGAGUAAAAUAAGGUUUUCAGUUGUUGUUUGGCCGGAUGGAGGCAUAUGCGUGGUAGCAACUAAAUGGAUGAAUAAAUCUAAAGAGACUGUCGUGUAUCCUACUAAAACCAAAUGCCCUACGAGAUUGGUAAUGUCUCUUGUGGAAGCGCAAGAAGACUGGGAAGAGUUUAACAUAGAGUUUUUGCACAGUUACAAAACUUUUAAUCUGGCUCAUAAAGCCGCUAUAUUGGCCGCCGAAGAUCAACCUAUUGACUCCAACAUAGAUACUGAUUACGAAAAACCGCGGAAGCGUCAACUUCCGACCAGAUUUACUCAGAGUUCUGAUGAUGACGAUUGGGAGCCAGAAAAUAUGCAUACAAAACGUAAACGGCAUGUUGCAGGAGGAUCCCGUCGAGAAAUACAACGUUCGGAGAACGAGGAGCGUAAAGACUGUCAAAAUGUCUCUCAAGUAAAUAGCAUACCAGCCCCUGCAGCAAAUAUCAGGGAGCAGCUCGCUGCAUUGAAAGCCCAAGUUUCUCAUUCCAAAAAAGCAUUGAAAUCCAACGAAUCUCAUUUGAAUACAAAAAAGAAAGUUUUGACUGUGAAGAAACUUAUCAAAGUAGUAAACGAUAAAGCGUCUCCCAGAAAAUCACAACCGGAAGAAAUUCUCAUCAACUAUGGAAAGAGUCCUGCAGAUACAGAAAACGCAAAUGCUGCUGAUCUUCCGUGUACAUUCCAACAUACAAACCUUCAUACCUCCAACCUGUUUAAAUCUCCAUUGGAUAGUGACAAUAUGACUUCCGAUUCAGAAAUGUUGCCCGCGACGCAAACAUCAGCAGGGUCUAAAGUUUCUCCCACACUGCACCAGAUGAGAGAUCAAGAGGAGCAGAGUGAAGUUUUCCAAAGCAGUGACGAUGAUAUUAUACGGAAAUUUGAGUAAUACAGGUCUGCACAACAAGACUUUGAUAAUAGGGAGAGUUCAGUGAAAAUUGAUACCGCAAAGUCGUCCUCGAAAGAUUCUGGUGACUUUUCCCGCAAGAAGGGACAAAGAAAUGUCGAGAGCACAGAUAUCGCAUCGGAAAUUAUUGACAAUAUUGUCAAAGUUCAAGAAGAAAUACGUAUCAAGCUUGACCACUUAGAUGUCAAGUUAAAAUAUU
Messenger RNA from Formica exsecta, 2332 nucleotides. RefSeq lists its product as uncharacterized. Lineage: Eukaryota; Metazoa; Arthropoda; Insecta; Hymenoptera; Formicidae. The record is from RefSeq and is a predicted model, not a curated record. The transcript has 8 exons. Bases 13 to 2115 code for a protein of 700 amino acids.